AUGCUGAAUUUAAUCCAGCUGAUAUUUAUGUUCUUUUUGACCAACAUUAGCACAACUGAUGCAGAGAAACUUUUCCAUAAUCGGGAUCAUUCUGAUACGCAGAUACUUAAUUCUCACAAAGCUCAGGCUAUAACAGACAAAUAUGGAUUCAUCAAGCCAGUUAACUGGGAGGAGGUUCGGUUUGAGGAUUCAGACACCUCUUUCAGUGGUGACUUCCUCGGCGAUCUUCAAGCCACAAUCCAGGAGGGAACCUCAGCGUCUUACUCGAGGGCUGCUCAUCGAGCUGGUGAUCAGCAGGGCUAUAACCGUCAAAAUGAGAACCAAGCCUUUAUUUCAGCACUUAAAGAGUUUCAGAGGGUUUCAGGUCUGCCUCUUACAGGAGUGUUUGAUGAGGCCACCAAGUUAGCAAUGAACAAACCAAGGUGUGGAGUCCCUGAUAAAGAGACUGGUCUGACCAUCCCUGUCAUCACUACAGCACCUCAGAGCAGUGGUGACUUUGAUUUUGAAAACAGUACCACUGAGACCAACAGGAACAACACAGCAAGUGACAUAAUCAGUGGCACUUCUUUAGGUACUGCAAAUUUCUCUGAAGACGACAUAUUAAAUUUUAAUGAUACAGACGGUGUGUUCACAGCCAUUUCCAAUGACACCAGCAUGAAUUAUACAACGGAGCUUUUAAAGAUCACUUCCCUAAACAGCUCGCACGACAGCAGACCGGGCAGCCAAACGGGGAAUAUCAGUGCGAACGCGCAUCCGAGUGAAGCAGUGAGACGCAAGAAGGAACCUCUCGCAAGUCUCAUAUCCAAAAGCAGGCGGAAGAGAGAUUUGACUCCAACUGGCCACAUGGCUUUUUCCAAGAAGGUGUUAAACUGGCGGCUGAUAGGAGAAGGCUACAGCAGCCAGCUGACUAUUGACGACCAGAGAUACAUCUUCAGACUGGCUUUCAGGAUGUGGAGUGAGGUGUCGCCACUGGAAUUUGUGGAGGAUACACAUGCCCCAUUGGAGGAUGUUGACAUCAAGCUGGGAUUUGGUACAGGAAGGCAUCUGGGAUGUAAUCAGAAGUUCGAUGGCACUGGUCAAGAAUUUGCCCAUGCUUGGUUCCUGGGUGAUAUACACUUUGAUGAUGAUGAGCACUUCACAACUCCCAAUGUUGGCAGUGGAAUCAGCCUUCUCAAAGUAGCAGUUCAUGAGAUUGGCCAUGUUUUGGGUCUACCUCACAUAUAUAGACCCGGAUCCAUAAUGCAGCCCAGCUAUCUACCGCAGGAGUCCAGCUUUGAAAUGGACUGGAUGGACAGAAAAGCUAUACAGCAACUCUAUGGAGGCUGUAAAGGUCGGUUCAACACGGUGUUUGAUUGGAUCAGAAAGGAGAGGACACCCUAUGGGGAGGUGGUGAUCCGCUUUAACACCUAUUUCAUGAGAGAUGGCUGGUACUGGCUGUAUGAGAACAGAAAUAAUAGAACGCGUUAUGGUGAUCCAGUUCCGCUGCAAACUGGCUGGCAUGGGAUCCCAAUGGAUGGAGUAGAUGCACAUGUCCAUGUCUGGUCCAGGAGAAGAGAUGCUGUAUAUUUCUUCAGAGGUACUCAGUUCUGGAGGUAUGAUAGUGAGAACGACCAGGUGUUUGGACAAGACUCUGAAGGCCACCAUUAUCCGAGGUUAAUCUCUGAAGGAUUCCCAGGGGUGCCAAGUCCUAUUGACACAGCCUUUUAUGACAGGAGGGACUCCCACAUCUACUUCUUUAAAAACAAUCUUGUGUAUGCAUUCAGCAUGGAAGCCAACAACUUGGCAAGAGGGUUCCCAAAAAACAUCAGAGAUGUUUUCCCUCCUGUGGUGAACACAGACCAUCCAGAUGGCAACAUUGACGCUGCCUACUUCUCCUACACUCACAAUGCCAUCUUUCUACUCAAGGGCAUACGCUUCUGGCAAGUAGUGGGCAGUCGUGAUCGCUGGCGACGGCCCUUUCUGCCACGAAAUGGCCUGCUGCCACAUAAGGAGGUGGAUCAGCAUUGGUUUGAUAUCUGCAAUGUUCAUCCCACUGCACUCAAACUAACCCGCUGA
Molecule: messenger RNA, 2055 nt
Organism: Pundamilia nyererei
Lineage: Eukaryota; Metazoa; Chordata; Actinopteri; Cichliformes; Cichlidae
Gene: mmp21
Product: matrix metallopeptidase 21
Exons: 7
Coding region: 1-2055 (684 amino acids)
Biological process (GO): extracellular matrix organization; collagen catabolic process; proteolysis
Cellular component (GO): extracellular matrix
Molecular function (GO): zinc ion binding; metalloendopeptidase activity
Source: RefSeq, a predicted model, not a curated record